Messenger RNA from Mesorhabditis belari, 1272 nucleotides. The record is from the annotation of a GenBank genome assembly. Lineage: Eukaryota; Metazoa; Nematoda; Chromadorea; Rhabditida; Rhabditidae.
AUGGUGAAACUCGACGAGUUCGACAUCGAAUUGACAAACCCUGAACACGCAUAUUUUGCUGGACAGGAGAUUUCAGGACGGGUAAUCCUUGCCACUAGCGAGCCAAAGAAAAUCAACGAAAUCCUUUUGGAGAUCAAGGGUCGAGCACGAACGUAUUGGACGAAAGAUCGAGGAAAAUCGCGAAAGCACUGCGCCCACUCGGAACCAUAUUUCCUUGAACAGUUCAACACGAACUACACACACAAAUUUGGUGCCGCCAACGAGGAGCGAAUAUUGCCACCGGGACAUCAUGAAAUCCCCUUUUCGUACACUCUCCCCAAAUCUCUUCCCACUUCAUUUGAAGGAGAAUUCGGAUUUGUUAGAUAUACGAUAAAAGCUCUUUGUGAAAGGCCAUGGGAUUUCGAUAUUGUGGCGAAGAGGGCAUUUACUGUAAUCGGUAUUGAGGAUAUCAACAGUGAGCCAAAGUUGUGCGAGCCAGUGACCUCGUCGGAAUGCUCGACAGCGAUCGCGUGGUGUUGUCGAGGAGCCGGCUCCGUCACCGCCGAGAUCUCACUCCCAAAAAGUGGCUACACACCUGGAGAACCUUUAUCAAUAUCUGGUAAAGUUUCUAAUGAGAGUAGCCGAACGAAGACGGUUUCCUUUCGAUUUGUUCAAACGAUCCAUUACAAAGCGAAAACCUUUGCGGGUCAUGAAGAAAUGAAAGUUCAGCAAAGGGUGAUCGCAAAGAUUCCAAAGGGUGAUGUGGGCGGGCACGAGACUCGUUCUCUAGCAGCUUUACUUCCACUCCCUUCAUUGUGCCCUCGAUUAGGAAAAUGCCGAAUAAUUUCAAUUGCUUAUACUGUAGAACUUGAAGUGGAUCAAACAGUGACCGCUUCGGUGCCAAUCGUCAUCGGUGCAAUACCAUUGUUAUCAGAAUUACUUUCACAUUCGAAGCAUCGAAAUGGGAAAGCAAGAGAAAGUGUUGAACAAAGAGAGAAUCGAUUGGAUAGCAAAGAUAAUGAAUCGGGAGCUGUUCAGGUGACAAUAACGGAUGAAAGUGGACGCACGGUGGACUCAGUGGAAGCGGAUGCGCUUUCGUCGGAACUCGACGCUCUGUUGUCGGCAAGGAAAAGAGUCCGAAUGCCUUCAUCGAUCCUUUCCGAACUCUAUCCAACGCUGCCUAGUCCCUAUUAUCGAGAAUCAUCAUUUGGCGGUGUGGACAUUUCUGACGAAAAAGAGAGCUUUCAAUUCGGCGAGAAGAAUUUCACCCCAAAAUAUCCUUUCUAUACCGAU